GUUAUAACCUACAUUUCAAUUUUUCCCUCCAAUAUUUUAAAGUUCGUUAGUAGUUGGUGAUAAUUUGAAGGGCCGGUUGUUGUGUUGUAAAAUUUUGCAAAAGCCCAGUCUUUUGGAAGAAUGGAGGCGAGUGGUGGUACCGUGACUUCAAAAAAUGAAUCUAUGGAAGCUACCGUUAACUUAAAUCUGCCAUUGCCAAAAUCAAAACUGAAUCAAAUUGAAAAAGAAAUGUUAGAGAAAGAGUUGAUGGAGAAAAGACGUGUGAAUGCUUUGCGUCAAAUGAAUUAUCUUAUUAAAAUUAGUGAGAAAUAUUCGGAACAUUUUAAAAGAAACAUUUCAAAAUAUCAAAUAUUGACAGAAAGAACCACUUCAAAUACAGAUAUGGGCGAAAAUAACAGUGGGGUUGGAAAACUUGUUGGGAACAAAAAGAAGGAUAACGAUUUGGAUAUUAAAAAUUGUCUGGAUCUUUUUAAGGGAAAGUUACACCAGUAUCAGCUUGAAGGAGUUACUUGGUUGCAUAUUCUGUAUUCAAAUGGAUUUAAUGGAAUACUAGCUGAUGAAAUGGGCUUGGGUAAAACAAUCCAAGUGAUAGCAUUAAUUUGCAUUCUUCUGCAACAAAAUACAGGAGGCCCUUUUUUGAUUGUUGCUCCAUUAUCAGUUGUACCCAAUUGGUUAAGUGAGUUUAAAAGAUUUGCACCUGCAAUCCCUGUGAUAUCUAUCUGUGGUUCUGCUGACAAUCGACAGGAGAAUUGUAAAUUGCUCUAUAAACUAAGCAAGGUGGGCAAAUGUCUUACUCACCCAGUUGUUAUUGUAUCCUACCAAACACCAUUGCUCGAGUUCAAGACUUUGCAAAAAUUUUGCUGGAGGUAUAUCAUUGUUGAUGAAGGUCAUCGAAUUAAAAAUCAUAAUACACAACUGGCUCAGGCGUUGAGGAAACUUAAGUCUGAAAACAGGUUGAUACUAACUGGUACACCACUGCAAAAUAACAUCGUUGAGUUAUGGGCUCUUCUAAAUUUUCUUUUGCCAGAUCUAUUUAAGGACAUUAACACAUUUACUGAUUUACUGUUUCUAGAAGAUAUGCAGGACCAAACGAAGUUACUAGCGAAGGAGCAGUCUGAUCACAUGAUCUCCAGUAUCCACAAAGUUUUGGCUCCCUUUAUGUUACGAAGACUGAAAAAAGAUGUUCUUGAUAAUAUGGUUCCAAAAAAGGAGGUUACUGUUUUUUGUCCGAUGUCACCAGUUCAAUUGCAACUUUACGAUUAUGUUAUUAACAGGAACUUGAGAGCAUUGCAAGGUCUCAAUGAAGAAGAAGAAAUAAUUUUGGACCAACCUAGAAAAAAAAGGAAGUGUACUAAUAAAGUCAGAAGUUACCAGGAAUUGUCCAUCGACAAUGAAGAAGACGCGUCAAUGAAUUGUGUUGAAGUGUUAGACAUCAAACCGAAAGAUCGAGAAACUAUAAGCAGACUGACUAUGCAGAGUCCACUUAUGAUGUUCAGGAAAAUUGUUAAUCAUCCAUACUUGGUCCAUUUUCCUCUUGACCCAUCUAGUUCUACCAAACAGUUGUUGAUUGAUGAAAAUCUAGUCAAUUCCAGUGGAAAACUUAAAGUUCUAGACACAUUAUUGCCGAAGUUGCAACAACUUGGACAUAAGGUAUUACUGUUCAGUCAAUUUGUGAUACUGCUGGAUUUAAUUGAAGAUUAUCUGAUCAUGCGUGGGUAUGGCUAUGAAAGAUUAGAUGGAAGUAAAAAACUUGACGAGAGAGCUGAUUCUAUAGAAAAUUUUAAUAAAAACCCUAAAAUAUGCGUGUUUCUCCUUUCAACAAGAAGUGGAAGUCUAGGUUUAAAUUUAACGAGUGCGGACACCGUAAUCUUUUUUGAUCAUGACUGGAACCCACAAGCUGACAUUCAAGCUCAAGAUAGAUGUCAUCGUAUUGGACAAACCAAACCCGUUGUUAUUUAUAAUUUAGUCACUAAAAAUACAAUCGAUGAAGCUAUCAUUAACCGAGGAAAAAUGAAAAAAUUGUUGGAGAAGGUGAUAAUAUCAGAAGGUAAAUUUAAAACCAUUAUGAGCGAUGACAGAAUCAGAACUGAAGAUGUUCUCCUUGAACUUCGGCAGGCCUUGCAGACGUCCAAUGAUGAUACUUACGUAUUCAAUAACAGUGUACAACUAGGAAAACUUUUAGAUAGGUCUGACCUGCAUAAGAUUUUAAAAAAUCGAAAGAAAUCAAUGUUAAAAGAAAAUAUAAAUGUCAAAGAGAAGACACCUAAGAUAUAAAACUACAACAAAACCAACCAGUAUAAUUAAUUAAUUGUGAUAAUUUAUAAAUGUAGCUUUAAGUUUUUAAUGUUAAUGUUUAGUUGUCGCUAGUUUUAUUUGUAUAGACAAUAUUUGAUAUUUAUUCUAAUUGGGAUGAAAGUGUUUUUCUUAAAUUGUGUUAUUUUUUAAUAUAAGCUUUUGAAAUAUCUUUUAUUUCUCAUUCAUAUAAAAAGAUUUUCUUUGAAGGUGCUGUGAUUAUUAUAUCAAUUGGAUAGGGGACAAAAUGAAAUAUGUCCUCAUAACUUAAUUUAAAGAAAAACAUGAGAAUGUUUUGGAUAUCUGA
Messenger RNA from Cylas formicarius (sweet potato weevil), 2599 nucleotides. RefSeq names its product lymphoid-specific helicase-like. The transcript is spliced from 11 exons. NCBI's taxonomy places the organism in Eukaryota, Metazoa, Arthropoda, Insecta, Coleoptera, Brentidae. The coding region runs from base 121 to 2274 and encodes 717 amino acids. Gene Ontology annotation, molecular function: ATP binding; ATP-dependent chromatin remodeler activity; DNA binding. The record is from RefSeq and is a predicted model, not a curated record. Gene Ontology annotation, cellular component: nucleus.